Molecule: messenger RNA, 1134 nt
Organism: Chaetomium globosum CBS 148.51
Lineage: Eukaryota; Fungi; Ascomycota; Sordariomycetes; Sordariales; Chaetomiaceae
Exons: 2
Coding region: 1-1134 (377 amino acids)
Source: RefSeq, a predicted model, not a curated record
AUGAAGUGGUCCACGCUCGUCGUCUCUCUCCUCCCGCUCGUCUCCGCCGCUCCCAAGAAGCACAAGACACCCGAGACGUUUACCGAGCGCGUCGUCUUCACACCUCCCGACAACUACACUGAUCCGCGCGUGCUAUACGCCCGCACGGCGCAGUUCGAAGAUGGCACCCUGCUCGCAACGUGGGAGAACUACAGCCCCGAGCCUCCCCCAGUGUACUUCCCCAUCUUCCGCUCCACCGACGGCGGUUACAGCUGGAAGGAGAUCUCGCGUGUCCAGGACACAGCCAACGGGCUAGGCCUCCGCUACCAACCCUUCCUCUACAUCCUGGACGAACCCUUCGGCGACUUCCCCAAAGACACAGUCCUCCUCGCCGGCAGCUCGAUCCCCACCGACCUCUCCAGCACGCAAAUCGACCUCUACGCCUCCACCAACCGCGGCCGCACCUGGACCUUCGUCUCGCACAUCGCCGCCGGCGGCGAAGCCAUCCCCAACAACGACAAGACCCCCGUCUGGGAGCCCUUCCUCUUCCGUCACGGCCCCACCCUCAUCUGCUUCUACUCGGACCAGCGCCAAAACACCACCUACGGCCAAAAGAUGGUCCACCAAACCACCACCGACCUCCGCACCUGGGGCCCCGUCACCGACGACGUCACCUCCCCCAUCUACACGGACCGCCCCGGCAUGCCCACCGUCGCCACCCUCCCAAACAACAAACUCAUUAUGACCUACGAGCACGGCGGCAGCGCCGUGCUCCCGGGCUACCAAUUCCCCGUGCACUACAAACUCACCAGCGACCCGGAAGCGUUCGGCGCCGCCGCGGGCGUGCCGCUGCGCACGGCGGACGGCUACGUCCCGACGGGGUCGCCGUACGUGGUGUGGAGCGCGGCGGGCGGGGCGAACGGCACGAUCAUUGCGGGCGCGCACAGCUCGGGCGAGGUGUUUGUGAAUACGGGGCUGGGCGAGCCCGGGUCGGAGUGGCGGCGGGUGGGGACGGGCGCGGGGAAUGCGUAUACGAGGCAUUUGAGGGUGUUGAAGGGUGCGCCGCCGAGGUUGUUGAUUAUGGGGGCUGGGCAGCUGCCGCCGAGUACGACGAAUAGGGUGCUGGUGAGCGUGUUGGAUAUUGGGGAUUGGUAG